Neolamprologus brichardi is the source of this 796-nucleotide messenger RNA. Lineage: Eukaryota; Metazoa; Chordata; Actinopteri; Cichliformes; Cichlidae. The record is from RefSeq and is a predicted model, not a curated record.
CACGGUUAACCGAUCUAGCAAGAAAGCGAUGGACCCGGUGAGCUGAGUUUACGUCAAUCGUACUCAUCCACGCUCUUACGUAUCAGCACAUCACGUGACAACCGAUCUGCAGCUGCACGCGGGAGUUGUUGAACUCAAAGUAUACUGUUUUUAUAAACAGUUUUUUCUUCUUUUUUCUUCGGCCACCGCUGAGGAAAAUUUCCUUUUUUCAAUACGCUAGCACCGUUUUACUUAGCAGGUGAGAUGUUGAGCUCCAAGCUGCUGACCCUUGUGCUCGUUGUCCAGCCGGGCAGAGUGCUACUGGGCAUGAAGAAGAGGGGCUUUGGUGCUGGAAAGUGGAACGGGUUUGGGGGCAAAGUUCAGCCUGGAGAAACCAUUGAGGAGGCUGCUAGGAGAGAGCUGGAAGAAGAAAGUGGUCUCACGGUGGAUGCACUCGACAAGAUCGGAAAUAUCAAAUUUGAAUUUGUGGGAGAAACGCAGCUACUUGAUGUCCAUGUUUUCAGAGCCGACACAUAUAAUGGAGAACCGACAGAAUCCGAUGAAAUGAGGCCUCAGUGGUUCGAAAGUGACAAAAUUCCUUUCAGUCAGAUGUGGGCCGAUGAUAUACUGUGGUUCCCUCUGAUGCUGCAGAAGAAGAAAUUUGUUGGAUACUUCAAGUUUCAGGGUCACGAUGUGAUUCUCAGCCACACGCUGGAAGAAGUGGAGGAGCUCUGAAGGGAAAUAAUCGAGCUGUUACUGGUGGCAUUUACAUCAGGGACCAAUAUAAAACCUGUGAGAAAUACCAGGAAUAAUCCAA